Suillus subalutaceus is the source of this 1503-nucleotide messenger RNA. RefSeq names its product WD40-repeat-containing domain protein. Gene Ontology annotation, molecular function: protein binding. The record is from RefSeq and is a predicted model, not a curated record. The transcript is spliced from 6 exons. NCBI's taxonomy places the organism in Eukaryota, Fungi, Basidiomycota, Agaricomycetes, Boletales, Suillaceae. Bases 358 to 1503 code for a protein of 381 amino acids.
GUGGAGUAUGAAGACAUACGUUGGGCAUUGGAGUAAUCCUUUGCGAGUUGAAUAGCAGCCGAGAAAGAUUGUUGAGUUUUGUCUGUGAAUUCAAAGCUCAUGGUGAAUGGGAAAUGCGAACUUGAAGAAAUGAGCUUAGUCGGACAACGAUACCUCCUUUUUAUCGACCUUGGUUAGUCGUAGUACGAUCCAGAAGCAUGGAGAGGAGUACACUCCUUUAUCGAACAUUGCAGAACUUGCUGGUGAUAUCAUCGCACGUGGCAGUGCAAUGGAACCGACCUGGGUCAGCCUGGGUCCUGACAGCUUCAUCUGGCUGCUGACUCCGGUGCACAUACUAGUAGCAUUUCCUCUUCUCCAAUGGUCGCAUUGGACACCGUCUGGCCUGCAGAUUCGAUCGAGUUCUGCCCUCAUGAGAGUGCUUCUGAGAUUUUUGUUUGCGGAACCUAUCGAUUAGAACAGCCCCCCGCCGACUCGGAUGCUCGAGUGCAAACCGCAUUAGAUGAUGGUAAAGGAGAUUUCGAACCUACGACAAGAAAACAAAGUCAAGUCCGUCGUGGCAAGUGUCUUGUGUUGCAAGUGACAGAAGACAGAGAAAUUUCCCAGAUUCAGGAAAUCAGUCUCCCAGCUGUCCUCGACCAGAAAUGGUGUCAUACAUCUCAAACGGCCUCUCCAGUACUCGGAAUUGCAGACUCGGAAGGGAACAUCACACUUCAUGAGUGGCACAAAGAAGAGCGCCGGCUCAAGUCGUUUCAGAGCGUAUCCUGCGCACCCUCAAAUGUUCUGUGCCUUUCCUUAGACUGGUCUACCCGAAGAUACCCCACGAACAGUUAUGGUUCUCUGGUGGUUUCCCUAUCAAGCGGCUCGCUAUGUGUUCUAAAUCCUGAUUCAACUGGCAAUUUGGCUGUCGUCAACCAGUGGCAUGCGCACGAUUACGAACCUUGGAUUGCUGCUUGGAACUAUUGGGAUACCUCCAUCGUUUAUUCGGGCGGAGACGACUUAACCAUGAAGGGCUGGGAUGUCCGACAGAAUUUUGACCAGCCCAUCUUUACAAAUAAGCGGCAUGUAAUUAUCUCCACAUAUUUUGUUUAUUUCUCAUACCCUCGAAGAUUUAAUGCGGGUGUCACAACUAUCCAGAGCCAUCCACACAUCGAAUAUCUCAUAGCCGUCGGAAGCUACGAUAAUAACGUUUGCAUUUUUGACACUCGGAAGCCGCUAGUACCGCUCGUCCAAGGAGACGUUGGAGGGGGCGCGUGGCGUGUCAAGUGGCAUCCGUCACCCAGUCGUAAGGAGGAUCUCCUCGUUGCAAGCAUGCACGACGGUUUUAAGGUGGCGAAGGCCCACCAUCGAGAAGAUGUAACAUGGGAAAUUGUGAAGCGGUUUGAUGACCACAAGUCGCUAGCAUACGGCGCAGACUGGUCGUUCGCUCCUCCAGGUGCAGAUGGGGAGACACUGAUCGCGAGUUGCUCCUUCUACGAUCACACGUUACACCUCUGGAAUGGCUAG